GUAGACAUGUACAGUGUGAGAAGGUGAUCACAAUGCCUUUAUAGUUCUUCACUUGUAGCUCAUGACGAAAGAAUGGCUUUUCCUUGUGGUUAUCUGUGAUUUUCAUAUUGCUGGGAUAUUUAAGUAAAUGCCAUAUGAAUGUAACUAAGACAGUAUUAAUGUCCAAUAUUCACACAACCAGAAAUGUUGAAAUCAAUGUUAAAUAAAUAUGUAGCUACCAAUCAGAUAACAAGAUUAAAACCAUAUGAUGUCGGUUUGCUCAUCUGUCAACAUUCACGUGUUAUCAGUACAAUGUUACAGACUCCAACUCAGGUCACCUUGCGCAAUUCAGCAUGUCAAUCAUGACACAGUGAAGGAUGGGAGUCAGAGCCAAUGCUGUAAAGGGGAGGAUGUGCUGUAGUUCAGUUGGGUGUACUUCAGAUCCCAGAGACCUGAGGAGAGCAGACAGGAGAAUGCAGACACGGGAUGUUCUCUGUGACUGAUGCUCCCUGCAGGCGGAGCCUCUGCCCAAGAGAGAUUGAACAGAGGACAGGCAGAGGUGUUGAAGAGCCAUGGACAAGACUACCUUGUUGGCAACAGGCUGACCAGGGUGGACAUUCACCUGCUGGAACUUCUCCUCUAUAUUGAAGAACUUGACUCCAGCCUUCUGGUCCCUUUCCCCCUGCUGAAGGCCCUGAAGAGCAGACUCAGCAGCCUGCCCAAUGUGAAGAAGUUCCUACAGCCUGGCAGCCAGAGAAAUCUUCCCAUUGAUGCCAAACAAAUCGAAGAGGCUAGGAAGAUUUUCAAGUUCUAGGAUAGCUGCAUUGAGAGAGCCCACAGACACCAGUCUCUGGGGUUUUUAAAUGAUAAACAGCAAUUGUUCAUCCUGGUAUUUGAGAAAAUGAACAUGAACAAGGGAUAUAUGUAUGGCAUGUGUUCAAAUUGUUGACCUGGGAUUGCAGGAUCACAUUCUAAGAAGGCAAAUAAUAAUCAUUACAAAUAAGAGCAAAGGUUGUACAAAUGAGGUAAAACUAACUAAAAAGAACACUGUCAAUAGAAAAGAAGUGACUAACAUUGUUGUAGAAUGUGCCACAAAAUUUAAAGGUAACAUUAAUUACAAGACAAAGAAAUAAAAAUGAAAAAAUAGAAUAAAAAAUAAAGACAAAAUUUAAGGUCUAAAAAAAGAGUGCAAUUACGGGAGAAGGAAUUGGAUAACUAGUGUAAAGAUAUUUUAAAGAAAGA
Peromyscus maniculatus bairdii (prairie deer mouse) is the source of this 1221-nucleotide messenger RNA. The record is from RefSeq and is a predicted model, not a curated record. NCBI's taxonomy places the organism in Eukaryota, Metazoa, Chordata, Mammalia, Rodentia, Cricetidae.